Messenger RNA from Aplosporella prunicola CBS 121167, 1602 nucleotides. RefSeq lists its product as uncharacterized. The record is from RefSeq and is a predicted model, not a curated record. Gene Ontology annotation, biological process: monosaccharide transmembrane transport. The coding region runs from base 1 to 1602 and encodes 533 amino acids. The transcript is spliced from 2 exons. Gene Ontology annotation, cellular component: membrane. Gene Ontology annotation, molecular function: hexose transmembrane transporter activity. NCBI's taxonomy places the organism in Eukaryota, Fungi, Ascomycota, Dothideomycetes, Botryosphaeriales, Aplosporellaceae.
AUGCUACCAGCCCGAGACCUUCUCCAACCCCUCACCGGCACCAUGAGCUUCAAGAGCCUGCUGAACGACCUGACAGGCUACUUUCUGUAUCUGCUAUUCACCGCGACGCUAGGCCCCCUGCUCUUCGGCUUCCAUUUGGCCGAGUUGAACACGCCGCAGGAUGUGAUAACGUGCAAGAAAAAGACGCUAUUCGGCAGCGCGGCGUCCACGCUGCCGCAGUGUAUGCCCAUGACGCCCGCCGAAUGGGGCCUCGUGUCGUCCAUCUUCACGCUGGGCGGGCUCAUCGGCGCCCUCUCCGCGGGGCCCAUCGCCGCGCGCCAGGGCCGCCUGCGCUGCAUGCAAUUCAGCACCGUCUUCUUCGCCAUUGGGCCCGUCUUCGAGGCCCUUGCACCGCACAUGGGCGUGCUCGCCCUCGGCCGCUUCGUCUCUGGCUUGGGCGCCGGUGCGUCCGUCGUCGUUGUGCCCAUUUACAUCAGCGAGGUCGCCCCGCCCGCCGAGAAGGGCUUUUUUGGCUCCUUCACCCAGAUCAUGUGUAAUGUCGGCAUCUUGAUCACCCAGCUGCUGGGAUACUUCCUCAGCAAGGGCCAGCUUUGGAGAGUCGUUCUGGGCGCGGCUGGCGUCAUCGGCGUCGUCCAGGCCGUGGGUCUGCUUUUUGGCGUCGAAAGCCCGAAGUGGCUGGCAGACGCAGGCCAGCCUGGUGCGGCCAAGAAGACGCUCCGCAAGAUCCGAGGCCACAAGUUCGACAUCAGCGAGGAAGUCAGCGGGUGGGGCAUCGAGCCGAGCGAAGAACUGAGCGGUACGUCUAAAAAAAAAAAAAAAACAAAUGCCCUAUCAAACCAAGAACCCACUGCAACUAACCCACCCCCAGACGAAGAAGAAACCCUCCUCAACAAUGAAGAAGACCGCACCGGCGACCACGACAGCACCAGCUCGCCCAAGCCCAGCCCAACGCAAAAGCCCGUCCUCAGCUUCUUCCAAGUAGCGCGGCACCCAGACACGCAAAAAGCGACCAUCGCCGUGAUAACCGUCAUGCUGGCGCAGCAAUUCACGGGCAUCAACAGCAUCAUCAUGUACGGGGUAUCGCUGCUCUCGAGCCUGCUAGCCGCCAACUCGGCGCUGCUGAACCUGUUCGUGUCGGCCGUCAACAUCGCCGUCACGGCCGGCUGCGCGCCGCUGAUCGAGCGCCUCGGCCGCAAAACCUGCCUGCUGGGCUCCAUCAGCGGCAUGGGCGUCGCGGCCGCCCUGCUCGCCAUCAGCAUCCUCAAGCACGUGCCGGUUUUGUCCGCCGUUGCCGUCGUCGGCUUCGUCGCGAGCUUUGGCCUCGGCCUCGGCCCCGUGCCCUUUAUCCUGGCGUCCGAGCUCGUCGGCCCCGAGGCUGUCGGCGCCACGCAGAGCUGGGCCCUGGCUGCCAACUGGGUCGCGACGUUUAUUGUCGCUCAGUUCUUCCCCAUGCUUAAUGCCGCGUUGGGCGGGUAUACGUUUUUUAUCUUCACGGCUGCCGCCGCUCUGUUUGGUGCUUUUGUGGCGUAUUUUGUGCCCGAGACCAAGGGGAAGAAGGACGCUGAUGAGGUGUGGGGCCGGCCUGGUAGGCGCGAGGACUAG